AUGAACGGAGAUGGUAAUCAUCAUACCAUUUACCUAGCACCAACUGCUCAGCCAGCAGUUGCUUCAUCACCAAUACCAAACAUAAUAGAGAGUAUCGUCAACAACAACAACAAUAGUAGUAAACAACAACAACAACCAACAUGUAUACCAAUGGUUGUUAUUGACACUGUUGAGAACAACAACAACUCAACAACAACAACAACAACUAGCGCAAGUGUCAAGAUGUCGAUGCAACAAUCGAUAAGUAGGACUUCAACACCACCUUUAUGUGUAUCCAAUGUUAUGAAUGCAUCGACUACAAGAACAGACAUUGUGCUGCCUUUGGUGUACUGGGCCGGUGCGCCCACUCACAUCGUCACAAGCAUCCUCAUCACUCCAGACAAGUCCACAGUGAUCACAGGUUCACAGAAUGGACACAUUGUAAUCUCAUCAGUAUCAAUUGAACAACAACUUCAACAGCAACAGCAACAACUACAACUUCAACAACAGCAGUUCACUCCACGAAUAUUUACAUUGGGUCAUAAUGGAGUGGCCGUCACAUGUUUGGCAAUGUGUGAGGUUGAGGACCAUGAGGCUGUGGUCAGCACAGGCGCAGACGGCUCAUUGUGCGUAUGGAACAUCAGUGAUGGAUACUGUCUGAUUGCAUCGGUGCCAGCAUUCCUCCCCUGCUCGCCCUCAUGUAUGGUGUCACUGCCACACAACAAGCGAAUGGUGGCCAUUGUUGGCAAUGGAGCAAACAGCAUCUAUCUCGUUGAUGUACAGUCUUUGAAGAUCGUGGCCACACUCAAUGAUCAUAUCGAUUGGAUCACAAGUUUAUACUCGUGCACUACCUCUGAGGAUGCGACACCAUUGCUUCUCAGCGGGAGUCUGGACGGUACGAUUAGAUUCUGGUCACUGAACGAAGGAGAGUAUGAUUACUCAUUGCAAUCGAUCAUCCUGACACCUGGUGGCGAAGGCAACUGCGACCCCAACGAGGCACCUCUCUGCUUCGAGCUCUCGCCGGAUGGUAAAUCACUCCUCGUCAUAUCCAAGGCGCAUUGGUCUAUAUUCUCAACAUGUAACACUCACAAGUUGAUGUCGAUCAAGUGCCCUUCAUCACAUGGUUGGUUUGGAGGCAAGUUCAUUGAUGACUCGACGUUGGUAUUGGCAUGGACUCGCGAUGGACGCUCAUUCCUUUACAGGCUGGACCAGUCCUAUGCAUGUCUCAAGACCUUCUCAAUGGGCUAUCCAAUGCCCUUGGACGGCACAUCACCAAUCAUCAUUCAAACACAAACAGACAACAUCUUGGCCAGCUCCUACACAUUCGACAAAGACAUGGAACUAUCCCAUCUAUCAUCAGAAGCUGCACCACCAACACUAUUGAUGUGCUUUGAUAAGCAACAAGAGUACUCAUCGGAUAACAUUACAAACAAGAUUGGUGCUGCAAUGUGUUGGGCAAACAUAUUCUUGACUGCUGAUGUGUUUGGUCAGGUGCGUAUAUGGGUCAUUCCACUCGAUAGCAAAGCAACUGGACGCACACCAAUAUGUCCACCAACAUUGGUUGGCAACAUAGCAGAUGGCUGGCGAGUAUCCGACAUUAACGAGCCAACAGUCACAGCGUCACUAGUCAUCGAGGACAUGAUGUUACUCAUCAGAGGAUACGACGAUGGCAGUAUAAGUACAUCUAAACUUCCAAUGGACAAUCAAACAAAGUUCUAUCCAGGAUCACAUAUUGGACGCGUCAAUUGUUUGAUGUGCUCACCUAGUAGUACGAAGCGACAUCUUUUCACAGCAUCCAAUGAUACAACAAUCAAGGUUUGGGAUCUGUCCACAUUCCGCUUAUUACACACAUUCUCUCAUCACACUGGUCCAGUCACCUCAAUCUUCAUACUACCACAGCCCAAGAAGAACACCCUUAUCUCUGUAUCCGAGGACAAGUCAAUUGGAAUGUACAGUAUGGAUGACUUACAAUGCAAACACAUAUAUGGCGUCCAUUCACUCACGAUCACUGGAGUGUAUUGGAGACCUGAGCAAGGAUACUUCAUCGUGGAGACUAUUGAUGGUUCGGUAUCGGUAUGGGUGAUUGCUUCGGGCGAGCUUGAAGGACGCGCCAAGGGAAAAAUGGCAAGAGACAUCAUUGAGAACGCCAUCCCACUGAGUAGCUCGACAACUCACCUUGACGAUCACUUCUUUGACGACUUCACCGAGCCAACUCAAUCAUUCGCAUUCACACAAAAAGAUGAACCACCUAUCCAGACUAUCUUUUUAAACAUCAAUGUGAUCUCUGAAGAGAUCAUCAAGUACACCGAUAUGCACGUCAAGUACAACUCAUCAUUCUCGGCUGUGGACGCUUCCCCGUCCACCGCGACAACAUCGCCCAUCUCCUUUGUUCAAGAGGAGCUCAAUCAACUGGUGUCAAUGUUCUCAUAUCUGAUACCAUGGGGCGUCAGCGCCAAGCUUGACGCCGUCUACGCAAACGACGUCCAUCUGGCGCCCCCCGAACCACGCUUCUCAUUCGGCCUGCUUGGCGAGGGCGGCAACCUCAGCUUCCUGACGCCCAAGGCCGCACGCAUGCAUGCCGCACUCCAAUGCUCCGACUUCCUCACAUCACAGAUCACACUGGCCGCCGUGGCCAUGAGCAGGACGAUACUGCGCGUGGGUGGCAUGGAGACUAUAUGCGGACAGCUCUUAACAUCGUACUGUGUGGACAUACCCGACUCGCUCACAUCAUACAUCUAUCCUGACCUGUCCUACCUGGCGUCCUUCUGUUUGAACAGCACCGACGACAUCAUGUUCUCAGCGCGUACCAUAUUCAAGGUUAGUGUAGAGCGCAUGCCAAUCGAGCAACUACAUGGUCUCAUUGAUUAUUAUACAAUACUAUCCAAUUGUGGAUCACUUGGUAUCUAUGAGAGAGACAGGAUAAUCAUAGUCUUGGCCAAGAUUAUAUCACAUCGAAAGGAAGACCUACAUCCAAAGAUUGGACAGGAACUACUUGCCCUGGUAUUUGGAAACAAGGAUCAUCCAGUGUAUUCAGCUGCCGUUGAAUUGAUUGGCAAGGGUUUCAAACUGUGGCGUGAUGGCAUCAGGGACCAGGUCCCUCAUCUCAUCAAGUGUCUAUUCACUCUGUCAAUGCAGAAUGAUCUACUCUCAAACAUUGCCACCAACUCUAUUUUACUCAUUGGAUCACAUGAUACAAUACGCUUCAUUCAAACUAUUGGCGAUGAGAUAGCACAUCAUGAAGCACAGGCGAUAUCCAGCACUGUCCAAGCGAUCAUAUUGAUUGGAUUGUUGAUCAAGAACAACGCCAACUCAGUCCUUCCAUUCUUGCCAAAUGUAUUGGACUGCAUUCUCAAGAGUCUAGAUCAACACAUGCCAGCGAUACGCGAGGCAUGUCUACGACACACCACAUCAGUGUUGCAUCUAAUGGUGCAGCGAUACCCCAUGAUGUCCUAUCACAACGAAUCGCAACGACUACUACUUGGCACAAUGGAUGGCGCCAUCGUCAUGUACGAUCUCAAAUCUGCAACGAUAUGCAAUCGACUUGAUGGACAUGAGCGAGCACACAUCACGGCACUAUCAUUCAAUGACAAUGGCAAAGAGUUUGCCUCAUUCAGUUCCAAAGAUUGCACACUCAAGAUCUUCCAGACCAACAGCAGCUUCUUUGGUCUACUCGGCUCCCAACUCAUCUGUACAAAGACUGUCAAGAUACCAAUGGAUGAGGUUGCAUCUAGGUCAUCGUCAUCGUCAUUGUCCGCAUCAUUGCCAUCAUCUUCGUCCUCAUCCUCCUCCAAUACCCCCAAUACCUCAGCAGCAUCUUCAACAUUAUCAUUAUCAUCAUCAUUAUCCUCAACGACAUCUGCGUCCUCUAGAAGACUUAGAGUUGAGAACACAAGAGUUCAAUGGGUGACACCAAUGCAGUUGUUACUCAAGACUGAUUCCAACAGCUUCACACUAGACAUUACAAGUAAUGGUGUAAGUUGUAGCAUUGUACAUUAA
Messenger RNA from Acytostelium subglobosum LB1, 3975 nucleotides. RefSeq lists its product as hypothetical. Lineage: Eukaryota; Evosea; Eumycetozoa; Acytosteliales; Acytosteliaceae. Gene Ontology annotation, cellular component: cytoplasm. The transcript is spliced from 11 exons. The record is from RefSeq and is a predicted model, not a curated record. Bases 1 to 3975 code for a protein of 1324 amino acids. Gene Ontology annotation, molecular function: protein binding.